GAGGAAUCAUUGUGAUCUUAUAUUGUAGUCAUUUUCUUUCUCCUCAUAGCAGCUGUGCCUGAGCUGUGAUCGGCACUGCUGCUUGUUUACACAGGAAGUGUUGCCUUAGAAACUUCCCUCCUCCCUACACUUCCCCCUUGUGCGGUGCUGUGUGAUCCUCCAGCAGUAGGAGAGAAGUCUAUGAAGCUUUAUGCUGUGAAAAGGAGCCCCUGGGAGUGCAAAGUAACGGCAAGGGGCCUUGACCAUUGGAGGAAUAGGCCUGGUUUGUUUUGAUUGGUUAAUAAGGGAUAAUGGGCGAGGUUAGCACGCGCUACUGCGUACUUAAGAAAAGAGCGGGAGAAUCUGUCAUCACUGUCAUCAGCUUGUUAAGAAAAUUUGUGUGAAAAAGUGCUUGUCGUUUGAGUUAUUCGCUAUGGCGCAGUUUGAUGCUCUUUUAGAGCAGCUUAAGGUGGAAGCCGUUAAAAGGGGCCCUACCUGGCUCGAAGAGAAGUUACGUCCACUGUUGGUUCCGGAUAUCGGAGAGAGGGCGGAUAAAGAGGCUGCUUCUCCUAGACCAGUAAGGCUUUCUAGGCCUCCGGUUCGUCUGGAUCCUGAUUCUGAAGGUAGUAACGGUGGCCGUAGGAGAUCCAGCCCCAGUCCGGGGGUAAAGUCGACCAUGAAGAAGAGAACAGGUUCCAGUUCUGGGAGUCGGCAUGUUGAAGCGGAGAUCAGGCAUCCUGCUAUACCAUCCAGCAGCAGUGUUUCUAUAGCGGAGCAAGUGAGAGUGUCUGAAAAGGAGGGUGAUUAUUUGCCUAAGGGUAAGAUGGCCAAUUUAGGCCAGAAAGAGGCUAGUAAAGGAAAGAGGCAAGUUAAUAAAGGUGACGGCUCGUUGAGGCCUAGCUUAGCGAGUGUUAGUAAUGAGCAAGUAAGUAGUGUUAGGUCAGUAGGUGUAUUAGAAAGACAGACGGGCGAGGAUAGUAGGGAGUCAGGGGUUCCAGGCUUGUCUGUUUUAUCUCAGGUGGUUGAGGCACAGGUACAUAAAGUUUCAAAGACGGCCCAGGUUUUCAGGCCUAGUAGCAGUUUUGAGGAGCAGUCUUAUCGAGUACUAGAUGAGAGAGUUAAGGGGGUUGAAGUAAGUGAGAAUCAGCCCGAUGCGGAGGUUUGUACUGGCAGUGAGGAAUUAACCUUAUAUUUAGAUUCUUCUGAGGAGGAUUUUAUACCUACUUCUCCUCGUAUGGUUGGUUCUCUUCGCCAGUUUAAGCCUGCAGUUAGAGCAUCGGGAGAUUUAAUUUUAAGGGGUGAGUUACGAAAUUUGAGGGAAGGGAAUGCUGAUGUGGUUAAAAAUGUAUCUGUUUCUAAUAAUGUUUAUCUUUUAGAAGGGAAUGAGAUUGGGUCACGGCCUGUGAAUCCUCUGGGUUUUCUGGUGGUGGGAAAUGACGGCCUGAGUGGGGAAGCUUAUGGCCUUCAGGAAUCCUGGACGGAUAAUAUCAGGCUUGAUAUAGAGGACGGCGUUCCGAUGGCGGGACGUCCUAAUUCGAGGGGAGAAGAAGCAGGGGCUGAAAGAAGUCAACAAGAGAUGGCUAUUACGGAAACUAGGACUCCUGGGUUCCAAAAUAGGGAGAAGGUCACGGCUGCAUCUCAAGUGGAUCAGUCUACUGCGGCUCAGGAUUUUGGAUCAGUGGAGCCGUUUUCGGGAGCUUGCUCCUCGGGCAGAUGCAGUCGGAACGAAUUUCCCGGAUCAAUUAUGGAAGCUUGGGGAGGAGGAUUGGCUGAGUUAAUUAAGAAUUCUUUGGCUCCAGGUGUGAGGAUCGUAUGGGUGAUGGGGCAUUCAUUUAUAUAUUGGGCCAAUGCUGAGGCCAGUAAGAAAAUGGGCGGCCUGCAGCUCGGGUGUCCAGUUGGUCAAUGGGAAGUCAAAUGGUUUGGGAUUAGGCGCAUGUGUUGGGAGCUUUUGUUUCCAGUAUUUGUUGAGUACAGCAAGGUGUUCCAUCACCCUGAUGUUUUAGUGUUGCAUUUGGGGGGGAAUGACUUGGGUAUUAUUCCUCAGAAGGAACUAGUCAGAAGAAUAAAAAGAGAUUUGGGCAAUAUUAAAGAUCUUUAUCCUGAGAUAAAAAUAAUUUGGUCACAGAUUACUCCACGUCUAGUGUGGAGAUCAGCAUGGGAUUAUGAUAAGCUUGAAAGGAGCCGUAAAAAAUAAUAAUAAAAUAGUUAGUUCUUUUGUAAGAAGGUUGGGGGGGGGUUGUUUUUCACCCAGAUUUUGAAGUUGAAGGGGCUGAGGAAUUUUAUCUAAAAGAUGGUGUUCCCUUUAAUCAAUUCAGGCUGCAGAUAUUCCUGUUUGACAUAAAAGAAGCUUUGGAAAUUUUUUUGGAUUUGGCGGGACUGGGCUGCUUGAGCAGACCAGUCGGUGGUGGGGGUGCUAGUUCCCAGACAAAUAUUUUAAGCAAUAUGGCCAAGUGAUUUGGAGGAUGUUAAGAAGUUGCCUCUCCAUGGGGUGAGAGGGCAACUGGUUUAUUAUAGGAACAAGGGGUUCCCUAUUAAAGUGGAGGUGUGCUUGGUACGGACUCAACGUGGAUAUAGUUGAGUCCAGUUUUUUGAAUAACGGCCAUCUUGUUUUUUGUGGGUUUGGGAACUAGCACCGCUGUGGGGAAUUGGCAAUAUGUUUUAAUGUGAAUGUUAAUUAAGAACAUCAGGUAUGUUCUGUUUAAAAUGUUUAAAGAUGUUUUAUUAUAUUUAAUAUUUAAUUUAUGUUAUUAAUAAAAUGGCUGCGGCCAAUUUUAUACCAAA
Molecule: messenger RNA, 2760 nt
Organism: Bombina bombina (fire-bellied toad)
Lineage: Eukaryota; Metazoa; Chordata; Amphibia; Anura; Bombinatoridae
Exons: 5
Coding region: 413-2173 (586 amino acids)
Source: RefSeq, a predicted model, not a curated record